Molecule: messenger RNA, 1248 nt
Organism: Chrysochloris asiatica (Cape golden mole)
Lineage: Eukaryota; Metazoa; Chordata; Mammalia; Afrosoricida; Chrysochloridae
Gene: MADCAM1
Product: mucosal vascular addressin cell adhesion molecule 1
Exons: 6
Coding region: 1-1248 (415 amino acids)
Biological process (GO): integrin-mediated signaling pathway; leukocyte tethering or rolling; positive regulation of lymphocyte migration
Cellular component (GO): membrane
Molecular function (GO): integrin binding involved in cell-matrix adhesion
Source: RefSeq, a predicted model, not a curated record
AUGGAGCGGAAUCUCACCGUCCUGUUAUUCUUCUGCCUGGGGCUCUGGCCACAGGGCCACGGGCAGGUCCUGGAGGUGGAUCCCCCGGGUUCCGAAGUGGCCGUGGCACUGGGCGGUUCGCAGCAGUUUACCUGCCGUCUAGCCUGCCCGGGCGGGGGCGCCUCGGUGCUGUGGCGGGGCCUGGAUACCAGCCUGGGCAACGUGCAAUCCGCCGCGGGCGUCAGCGUCCUGAGCGUGCGCAAUGCCUCGCUGUCGGCCGCGGGAACCCGCGUGUGCCACGGCUCCUGCGGGAAAUUCUCCAGGCAGCGCACCGUGCGGAUCCUGGUGUACGCCUUCCCGGACCAGCUAAGCAUGUCCCCAAGGACCCUGGUGUCUGGGCGGGACCAGAAGGUGACGUGUACCGCCAACAAUGUCACACCGAGGGACCCCGAUUUUCUCUCCUUCUCCUUGUUCCUGGGGGCCCAGGAGCUUGAAGGGGCCCAGAGCCUGGGCCGGGAGGAGGAAGCCCAAGGAGAUGAGGACCCCCUAUUCCAUGUGACGGAGACCUGGCUACUGCCACCCCUGGAGACCCCUUCCUCGCCCCUCCUAAACUGCACGGCCACCAUGCGGCUGCCGGGCUUGGAGCUGAGUCGAUACCAGGCCAUCCCGAUCCUGCACAGCCCUACCUCUCUGGAGCCCCCUGCAUCAACCACACCAGAGCCCCCCACCACAACUGCCUCAGGACCUCCCACCUCCACCUCUCUGGAGCCCCCUGCAUCAACCACACCAGAGUCCCCCACCACAACUGCCCCAGGACCUCCCACGUCCACCUCUCUGGAGCCCCCUGCAUCAACCACACCAGAGCCCACCACCCGCAGUCCCUGCCUCCCUGAGAUCCUCCAGCCCUCGGCAUUGGCUGAGAGAGAGGCACCUUGGGAGAUCUUAUGCAAGGUGACCUGUGGCCCACCAGGAGUGGUGGUCCGCUGGACCCAGGCCCCUGGUGGUCUGGAAGCCUACGAGCGGCACGAGGCAGGAGCUCAGGCUUGGCUGACCGUGAGACAGAUUGCAUGUGCUCCUGAAGGCUUGUUUCAGUGCCGUGUGGACCCAGGGGACAAGGUGGCCAGCCUGUACGUGAUCCAGAGAAGCCCGCUCUGCCCCAUGGUUGUGCAGCCACCUGCCACCCUGUGGACUGGGAUUUUGGUGUUGGGACUGCUCCUCAUGAUGUUCCUUGGCUUCCGUCUGCGAAGGUGCUACCAGCGCUUGGGCUGA